Messenger RNA from Thalassophryne amazonica, 1260 nucleotides. RefSeq names its product E3 ubiquitin/ISG15 ligase TRIM25-like. The transcript is spliced from 2 exons. The record is from RefSeq and is a predicted model, not a curated record. The coding region runs from base 186 to 1064 and encodes 292 amino acids. Lineage: Eukaryota; Metazoa; Chordata; Actinopteri; Batrachoidiformes; Batrachoididae.
AAAAGGCAAAGAUCUGGGAUGGUUUUUUUUUUGUGAAAACUAGAAACCCGUAAGAGCUGCAUAGUUGCACAUGGGUGGGACUAAAGUGAGCAAACAGGAAAAGUCGCUGCUGACUGACGUCAGAGGUCAGACUUCAGCUUCUGCUCAGAGAAAGGAUCUGACGCUCGCUCACACUGAGAGCUGAAAUGGCGCAGCAACAAAUUUCACUGGACAGAAAAAAGUUUUGCUGUUGGAUCUGUGUGGAGCUGCUGAAGGAUCCGGUGACUAUCCCCUGUGGACACACCUACUGUCGGAGCUGUAUUCAGAGUUUCUGGGAUGAAGAGGAUCAGAAGAAAAUCCCCAGCUGUCCUCAGUGUAAACAGACCUUCAUACCGAGGUCUGUCCUGGUGAAAAACAACAUGUUAGCACAUUUAGCAGAGGAUCUGGAGAAGACUGGACUCCAAGAUGCUCCUGCUGAACCUGAAGAUGUGGCCUGUGACUUGUGCACUGGGAGAAAACUAAAAGCUCACAAGUUUUGUCUGAUAUGUUUGGCUUACUAUUGCAAGAAACACCUCCAGCCUCACUAUGAUGCAGGCUCUUUAAAGAAACACGAGUUGGUUGAACCCUGCGAGAAGCUUCAGGAGAACAUCUGCUCUCAUCAUGAUGAGGUGAUGAAGACUCAUGAGCGCUGUGUCUGUUAUCUUUGCUCUGUGGAUCACCAUGAAGGUCAUAACGCAGUGCCAGCUGUAGCAAAAAUGACUAAAAGGCAGAGAAAGCUGGAGGUGAGCCGAAAACAAAUCCAGCAGAGAAUAAAGGACACGGAUAAAAAGGUGAAGGCACUUCAGCAGGAAGUGGAGGCCAUCUAUCACUCUGCUGAUCAGGCAGUGGAGGACAAUGAGAAGAGGUUAACUCAGAUGAUCAGCCUGAUCGAGAAAAUAAGCUCUGACACACAGUGGCAGAUCAGAUCCCAGCAGAAAACUGAAGUCAGUCGAGUCAAAGAGCUUCAGGAGAAGUUGGAGCAGGAGAUCGCUGAGCUGAAGAAGAAAGAUGCUGAGCUGCAGCAGCUCUCAUCCACACAGGACUAAGUCCCACUUCUACAAAUUUCCCUCCAUUGCUGUGUCUUAGUGAUCAGUGAUCUGUGAGCUCAAAGACACUGGAGCAAGUUCACAAAUGACGGAUUAGAUCAUUUGUUUUGUCCUAUGAUUCUAACUAUGCAAAACUGGUUAAUUUGCAGUUAUUUGUGAUAAUAUUUUAGAUCUCUCUCUCUCUCUCUCUCUCUCU